Molecule: messenger RNA, 1054 nt
Organism: Capsicum annuum
Lineage: Eukaryota; Viridiplantae; Streptophyta; Magnoliopsida; Solanales; Solanaceae
Exons: 2
Coding region: 32-1054 (340 amino acids)
Molecular function (GO): RNA-DNA hybrid ribonuclease activity; nucleic acid binding
Source: RefSeq, a predicted model, not a curated record
UUCGUCCUACACAACCUACCUCAUAUCUCGAAUGGAUCCUUUAAAGUAUAUUUUUCAAAAACCUAUGCCCACAGGCAGAUUGGUGAAGUGGCAGAUUUUACUUACAGAAUUUGACAUUGUGUAUGUUACGCGUACCGCUAUGAAAGCGCAAGCAUUGACCGAUCAUUUGGCAGAGAACCCAGUUGACAAUGAUUAUGAGCCUUUGCAAACUUACUUUCCUGAUGAAGAGAUAAAUUCAAUUGAGGAAGAAGUUCAAGAUGAUAUGUAUGCAUGGAAAUUAUAUUUUGAUGGGGCAGUCAAUGUCAAAGGAGUAGGAAUUGGGGCGGUUCUUGUCUCACCGACCGGGCAUCAUCAUCCCGCCACAGCACGACUCCGUUUCUUUUGUACUAAUAACACAGCAGAAUAUGAAGCUUGCAUCAUGGGGUUAAAUAUGGCAAUAAAUCUGGAUGUGCACAAGCUAGUGGUGUUAGGAGAUUUCGAAUUACUCAUUCGACAAAUUCAAGGUGAAUGGGAAAUGAGAGAUAUCAAGCUCAUUCCAUACAAACAGUUCUUAGAGGACCUUAGCAAAAGGUUUAAAUUUAUCGAGUUUAGAUAUAUUCCCAGAUCCCAUAACGAGCUGGCUGAUGCCCUGGCUACCCUAGCUUCCAUGCUCCCAUACCCAGGAAAUACGCAUCUCGACCCAUUAGAGAUACAGAUACGAGAUCAACAUGGUUACUGCAAUAUAAUUGAUGCAAAACCAGAUAAUGAACCUUGGUACAAUGACAUCAAACGCUUCCUAAAGUCAAAAGAAUAUCCAAUACACGCCAAUGCAGAUAAAAAAAGGACCAUUAGGAGACUUGCUAAUGGUUUCUUCUUAAGUGGGGAGAUUCUGUACAAACGAACCCCAGACUUGAACUUGUUGAGAUGUGUUAAUAUUCAGGAAGCUGAAAGAAUCAUGAAUGAGGUACAUUCGGGGGUAUGUGGUUCGCAUAUGAAUGGUUAUGUUUUAGUGAAGAAUAUUAUGCGGGCAGGAUAUUAUUGGUUUUCUGCAAAGCACAGGUUUAUCCAAGAAUGA